AUGGCACUCAGCGGGGAGUUUGGAGCUUUCAGAGGCGAAGAACAUCAGAGACACUUGGUGGAGCUCGCGUGGAGGCGCCGACGGGGAGGCGAGGGACUCUGGGAGAGACUGCGUGCAGCUGGGCCUAAUCGUGGCGAGCAGGAUCUGCGGGUUGACCGGCGGGACCUGCUGGUUGCCUCUGGCGUCAUUUUCUGUUACGGCGGCACCAAAACAAUAGCGGCUAUUGAUAGUAAACCGGAGAAGAUGCAUGGUGAGAAGAAGAAGAAGGUGGAGAGGGACUGCGUGCGUACAAUAAAAGGAGGCUUAGGCCUAACGGACGCUAAAACAGAACGCGACGAGGAUAAACCACUCCAAUAA
Striga asiatica is the source of this 357-nucleotide messenger RNA. The record is from the annotation of a GenBank genome assembly. Lineage: Eukaryota; Viridiplantae; Streptophyta; Magnoliopsida; Lamiales; Orobanchaceae.